AUGGCGUUCGCGACCCCAACCGGGCUGUACCAAUACACCGUACUCCCGUUCAGGGUACAUGGGGCCCCCGCUACCUUCCAGCGGAUGAUGGACCGGGUCCUGGGUCCUCACUGGGCCUACGCCGCGGCCUACUUGGAUGACAUUGUGAUCCACAGCGCCACUCGGAGGGGUCACCUGACCCACCUGCGAUCCGUCCUGGGGGCCCUGAGGGCCGCGGGCCUCAAAGCCAACCCGCAGAAGUGCCGCCUUGGGGUUGAGGAAGCCUCGUACCUGGGCUACCGAGUGAAGUCGUUCCUUGGACUGGUGGGGUACUACCAGAGGUUCAUCCCCCAGUACGCAACCCUGGCCGGCCCGCUCCACAACCUCACCAAGAAGAACCUACCUGACCGCGUUCGCUGGACCAGAGAAGCGGAGGAGGCCUUCACCAUGCUCAGGCAAGCCCUCUGCUCUGAUUCGGUACUGGUUACCUCUGAUUUUGCCCUGCCUUUUGUUGUCCAAACUGAUGCUUCAGCCAUAGGGGUGGGAGCAGUCCUCUCCCAGGUGAAGGAUGGAGAGGAGCAUCCGGUGACCUAUGUAAGCCGCAAGUUCCUGCCCCAUGAGCGGGCCUACUCCACGGUAGAGAAGGAGGCAUUGGCCAUCAAGUGGGCAGUGGAAAAGCUCCGCUACUACCUCCUGGGGAGACGCUUCGACCUCGUCACGGACCACUCUCUGCUCCGGUGGAUGGCCGCCGCCAAGGACACGAACGAGCGGGUAACACGAUCAUUCCUUAUGUUGCAGGAUUACAGUUUCAGAGUGGUGCACCGCCCGGGACGGGAGAACGCCAACGCCGACGCCCUGUCCCUCCGCGAUGCCUGCCUCUGGGCCAUACGUGGGGACCCUGGCUUCCUUCUUGAGAGGGGGAGUUGUGACAACCCCGUUUCCCCGGACUGUCUGCUGACCACAAUGAGCCCGAACUCGAGAUUUGCGCCCAGCAUCUUAUUCACCAACAGCUCUUCUGGCAACCCUCACCACAAGUCAGCCAUGCUGUCAGCCAGCGUGGACAUGUGGCAGCAGCACAAUGACAGGAAUGGAAGCCUCAUGACGGGGCACAGAGGGAACUUCACCAGCUUACAAGUGGACGACACUCUGAGCUUGCCCAAAGACACCCAUGACCCAUUGGGAGGACACGCUAUUUGGCAGGUGAUCAUCAUCGUCUUCCUCACUGGCUCACUCUCGCUCAUCACUGUUUUUGGCAACAUCCUCGUCUUGGUGUCAUUCAAGAUCAACAAGGCGUUGAAGACUGUUAACAACUACUACCUGCUCAGCCUGGCGUUUGCCGACCUGACCAUCGGCACCCUGUCAAUGAACCUGUACACCACCUACAUCAUCAUGGACCAGUGGGCUCUCGGACCAGUGGUCUGUGACAUGUGGCUAGCAAUAGACUACGUGGCCAGUAAUGCUUCAGUGAUGAACCUGCUGGUCAUCAGCUUUGAUAGGUACUUCUCUGUGACUAGACCAUUGACCUAUCGUGCCAAGAGGACCACUAAACGAGCCAUGACUAUGAUUGGAUUAGCAUGGUCCAUCUCGUUUAUUCUCUGGGCCCCAGCAAUCCUGUUCUGGCAAUAUAUUGUUGGUGAGCGAACAGUCCAGUCCAACGAGUGCUACAUCCAGUUCCUUUCUGAGCCAAUCAUUACGUUCUGUACUGCAAUUGCCGCUUUUUACCUGCCAGUUACCAUAAUGACGGUCCUCUACUGGAAGAUCUAUCAGGAGACAGAAAAUCGGGCAAAAGAUUUAGCAAGUCUCCGUGGAUCUGGCUCAGACAACAGCUCCAACCCGAGUCAGAAUCAAGGCAGCUGUCGUGGAGGAGGGCGCUGUGGAGGUGAAAAAGUCAUGAGUUGUAGUCAGGGGGAAUCAUCCUCUACGCUGCCUCAAAUGGACAGUUCCCAGAGCUGCAGUGGUUGUGAACUGAACGAGCCAGCUUUAAGGAAGAGCCACCAGAACAGGGUAAGAGGUGGGACAAGGUGGGGGGGAUUCAGAUUUUGGGUACCCAGAGAGUUCCGUCUCUCAAUGCUGCUGCCAAUCCACCGAUCCUCCAAGAAAUCAGUGACUACAACAACGACGGAAGUGGAAGCAGAGUGCAGCAGCAGUGAUAGCUGGAACAACAUCGAAGCCGGUGCAUCGGUGGAUCAGUCCGAUUCAGAGGGGGAGGGCAAGGGCACCACUUCAACCACAGAGAAAUGGUCAUCAUCAACUGACAAAGGUCAGGGAGGGUUAAAAUCUAACCUCGCCUCCUACCUGUCGGCUGACCAGUCAGCUGCAGCCAUCACCAUUAAGGAUGCAGCCAUGGCCAAGCGCUUUGCCUCCAAGGCCAAGACACAGAUCAGCAAGCGCAAGAAUGAAAAAAAGGUGAAUGAGAAGAAAGCCGCACAGACAUUAAGUGCCAUUUUAUUUGCGUUCAUCAUUACAUGGACGCCAUAUAAUAUCAUGGUUCUGGUGAAUACAUUUUGCCAGGACUGUAUCCCUGAAACCUUGUGGGCACUGGGUUAUUGGUUGUGUUAUGUUAACAGCACAGUCAAUCCCAUGUGCUACGCCCUCUGCAACAAAACCUUCAGAACCACAUUUAGGGACAUUAUAAUGUGUCAGUGGGCUAAAAAACAGAAGAACAAGCCUCGUUUUCAGCAGAGACAGGCUGUGGUCUUCCGCAAGAAGGACGUCCUGUAG
Molecule: messenger RNA, 2700 nt
Organism: Lampris incognitus (smalleye Pacific opah)
Lineage: Eukaryota; Metazoa; Chordata; Actinopteri; Lampriformes; Lampridae
Product: muscarinic acetylcholine receptor M3-like
Exons: 7
Coding region: 1-2700 (899 amino acids)
Biological process (GO): chemical synaptic transmission; regulation of vascular associated smooth muscle contraction; adenylate cyclase-inhibiting G protein-coupled acetylcholine receptor signaling pathway
Cellular component (GO): synapse; plasma membrane; dendrite
Molecular function (GO): G protein-coupled serotonin receptor activity; G protein-coupled acetylcholine receptor activity
Source: RefSeq, a predicted model, not a curated record